Messenger RNA from Peromyscus californicus insignis, 3372 nucleotides. RefSeq names its product 3-hydroxy-3-methylglutaryl-CoA synthase 1 (gene Hmgcs1). NCBI's taxonomy places the organism in Eukaryota, Metazoa, Chordata, Mammalia, Rodentia, Cricetidae. The transcript is spliced from 11 exons. The record is from RefSeq and is a predicted model, not a curated record. Gene Ontology annotation, biological process: acetyl-CoA metabolic process. Gene Ontology annotation, molecular function: hydroxymethylglutaryl-CoA synthase activity. Gene Ontology annotation, cellular component: cytosol. The coding region runs from base 202 to 1764 and encodes 520 amino acids.
CCCCCCCCUGCCGCCUCCCGGCCUUGCGGGAGUCGGGUGGGUCGGUGGCUAUAAAGCUGCUGAGGGCGGGAGGCACGGUGCACUGUCCUCGGUGGAGUCUCCUUUCUGCGUCCAGGGUCCGGUGGCGUUGGGUGCCUGAAGAAGGAAACGGUGACCGACCUGGAGACUGCGGUUCUCUGUCCUUCACACAGCUCUUUAACCAUGCCUGGGUCACUUCCGUUGAAUGCAGAAGCUUGCUGGCCAAAAGAUGUGGGAAUUGUUGCCCUUGAGAUCUACUUUCCUUCUCAAUACGUUGACCAAGCUGAGUUGGAAAAAUAUGAUGGUGUAGAUGCUGGAAAGUAUACCAUCGGCCUGGGCCAGGCCAGGAUGGGCUUCUGCACGGACCGAGAAGACAUCAACUCUCUCUGCCUGACUGUGGUUCAGAAUCUGAUGGAGAGAAAUAGCCUGUCCUAUGAUUGCAUCGGGCGGCUAGAAGUCGGAACAGAGACAAUCAUUGACAAGUCAAAAUCAGUGAAGUCUAAUUUGAUGCAGCUGUUUGAGGAGUCUGGAAAUACAGAUAUAGAAGGCAUAGAUACAACCAAUGCGUGCUAUGGAGGCACAGCCGCAGUCUUCAAUGCUGUGAACUGGAUUGAAUCCAGCUCCUGGGAUGGACGGUAUGCUCUGGUAGUUGCAGGUGAUAUUGCUAUAUAUGCCACAGGAAAUGCCAGACCUACAGGUGGAGUUGGAGCUGUGGCUCUGCUGAUUGGGCCAAACGCUCCUUUAAUUUUCGACCGAGGGCUCCGUGGGACACACAUGCAGCACGCCUAUGACUUUUACAAGCCUGACAUGCUCUCUGAAUACCCCGUAGUGGACGGGAAGCUCUCCAUACAGUGCUACCUCAGUGCGUUGGACCGCUGCUACUCUGUCUACCGCAAAAAGAUCCGCGCCCAGUGGCAGAAAGAGGGAAACGAUAAAGAUUUUACCCUGAAUGAUUUUGGCUUCAUGAUCUUUCACUCACCGUAUUGUAAACUGGUGCAGAAAUCUCUAGCUCGGAUGUUCCUGAAUGACUUUCUUAAUGAUCAGAACAGAGAUAAGAACAGUAUUUACAGUGGCCUGGAAGCCUUUGGGGACGUUAAAUUAGAAGAUACUUACUUUGACAGAGAUGUCGAGAAGGCAUUUAUGAAGGCUAGUUCUGAGCUGUUUAACCAGAAAACAAAGGCAUCUUUGCUUGUCUCAAAUCAGAAUGGAAAUAUGUACACGUCUUCCGUAUACGGUUCCCUUGCUUCUCUCCUGGCACAGUACUCCCCUCAGCAGUUGGCAGGGAAGAGGAUCGGAGUGUUCUCCUAUGGGUCUGGCUUGGCUGCCACCCUGUACUCCCUUAAAGUCACACAAGAUGCCACACCAGGGUCUGCUCUUGACAAAAUCACAGCAAGUUUAUGUGAUCUUAAAUCAAGACUCGACUCAAGAACUUGUGUGGCACCAGAUGUCUUUGCUGAGAACAUGAAGCUCAGAGAGGACACACAUCACUUAGCCAACUAUAUUCCCCAGUGUUCACUAGAUUCGCUCUUUGAAGGAACGUGGUACCUAGUUAGAGUGGAUGAAAAGCACCGACGGACUUAUGCUCGGCGCCCCUCCUCUAACGGCCACAGUUUGGAUGAAGGAGUGGGACUUGUGCAUUCGAGCACAGCAACGGAGCAUAUCCCAAGCCCUGCUAAGAAAGUGCCAAGACUCCCUGCAACAGCAACAGAAUCGGAGUCAGCUGUCAUUACUAACGGGGAACACUAAGAGCUUUGUGGGGUGUGAGGCCUCACAGUGGCUUUGGGCUGGGCUGGGGAAUGGGAACAGUUGGAGAAUUGGAUGUCUGGGGACAAUUUUAAAGAUUACAUGUUGCUUAAAAUGUCAUGUAACUGACACAGAGCCUAGAAAACUGUUGUGUUCUUGGAGAAGUCUUUGCUGAACUUGCUAACACGCUUCCUGUUGUGGUCUGGCCAGUGGUGAAUGUACUGCAAUGAUGUUAAAGGCUCUGUAAACUUUAUACCUCUCUGGACGUUUAUAUGCAUGCAGUUGAGUUUUCAAACAUGGCAUGAACUGAGUGCUUCUGUCGACGAGCAGAGGUACUAGUAUCCAAUUUGAAAAAUUGGGUGUUUUUUUUUUUUUUUUUUUUAUUGUGUAAGAAUUUUAUACUUUAACAAAUAAAAGUACCUGUAGCUUUUGAAAAACUUUUCUAGGUUGGGGAUUGUGGAAUUUAAAUGUUACGCACAAACCCUGCUUGAAAAUGGCAAGGCAAAUGCUAUCUUUUUCGAAGACUUGUAAAUCCUGAAGAGAGACAAGUCCUAGGAUCUGGAGGAAGCAUCAGUGAGAAAGGUUAGCCGUGAUCACGUGAGCAAAAGGAUGCUGGCUCUGAGCAGGCCUCUGCCACAGCCCAGGUUCACCUGGGCGCUGUGGACACAGCUGGGGAACUGGGUCCAGCCGGUUCCUGGUGGCUGGUGUGAGGGAGCUUGCUGCAGUCCUAAGCCCCUCCUGGCAAGGAUCAGAUGUCCAGUAGGAGGGAUGGGGCAGGGCAUUAUUAGGUCACAGUGUUACAGGUCCAGUUUAUAGGCUGACAGCUUAAGUUCACCAGACACAUUUUUUUCUGUGUGGUUUGUGUAUUUCUGUGUUUUGUUUGUUUUUUUAUCUGUCCAAUGAAAAUAAGAAAAUAUAACCCACAUUUUCACAUAGUGAAAAUUUCACAUAGUCUGACCAGCCAAAAGAAAUAUUCUCUUCAAGAUCUAGAAGUAGAACUCACAACAUUUUUUCCUUAACUUUCACUUUUAAAACAACAAAAAACUACCACAAGAGAUGAAUAAGAAAAUUCAUUAGAAAGUUCUCUGGGUGAUUUUGGUGCUGAACAAUGACAUGAGCCUCAUAGACUGUAAAAUAGAGAUAGUUGGAACUAAUGUACAGAACUAAAUUUUUUUAACUUUAUUUGCUGUUCGAUUCUGUGAAGUUUCAGUUAUCUAAAAUAAACACAUAAAUGUGUGAUGUUUCAGAUUGCAAAGUAAUAUGUAAUGUAGCAUUUGUAAAAUAUUGUCACUAUUAACCAGUAGGAUUUUGAUUUGUACAGUUUUAAUUGGUUAAGAUGAUUUCAUUUUAACAUCCACUGCUAUAGAAGAAUAAUGUAAGUUCAGAUUUAAAGAAUGGUGGGGAAGUGGUGCAUGUAAUUCUUUCGCAAGUAUUGAGAGUUCUGUAUGUUUGGAAAAGAGUAAUUUAAUGUUUGGGUGCCAAGAAGUGGGUUUUCUCAGAGUCCAUUGCCGGCAAUGGGCAAGCCUGGCGAUUUUGGCACGGAGCAUUAACCACACAGCUUACUCAUAGCGAGAUGGAUAACUUUGAAAUAAAGUUUUAGACAAUAUUUCA